Molecule: messenger RNA, 525 nt
Organism: Naegleria lovaniensis
Lineage: Eukaryota; Heterolobosea; Eutetramitea; Acrasida; Naegleriidae
Exons: 1
Coding region: 1-525 (174 amino acids)
Source: RefSeq, a predicted model, not a curated record
AUGUCAUCACGGUCCUUGUACGAUCAUCAUUCUUACAAUCAUCAACAACAACUACAUGAAAACAACCACUGGCAACUCCUUCUCGAGUCGUCACUCGAUGAACAAAAUGAUCAUUUGAAACGACAAGAAGAAGAACAUAAUUUCGAGAAAAUAACUUUUCAACAUGAACUGAAUUUCAUUUUACAAACUAGUUUCUGUUGUAUUCAAGUCGAACGUGAUGAAUUGAAAUGUCGAGAAAGUAUUGCCUUACAAAUGUCAAAUCAUCCAGCACAACAUUCAAGAGAUUAUGAUAAGGUCAAACAAACUUUUGAAUCCGUUCCUUCUGAAUGGCUUUGUGAACAUUUCAUGACAUUCAAUCAAGAGAACAAUAGUCCACAACUAGAUGUGACUAAAACAACAACUUUUCAAAACUGUCACUUUUCAACGUGCAUCAUUUAUAACAACCAAGAUACCACCCUUCGACCCAACCCUCAUUCUCUUCUCCAUUGGUUUGAAAGUAACAAAUCCAAGACCUUCAAACAUUAA